Molecule: messenger RNA, 2046 nt
Organism: Brassica napus (rape)
Lineage: Eukaryota; Viridiplantae; Streptophyta; Magnoliopsida; Brassicales; Brassicaceae
Product: dirigent protein 22-like
Exons: 2
Coding region: 531-1124 (197 amino acids)
Source: RefSeq, a predicted model, not a curated record
UGCUUACUAUUUCACACAAGAGUUUGGUAUAGUUGAGCUUUUCAACGAAUAUUAAUUUUUCAACUUGGCAAUGUUAAAUUUUCCUAGUCGCUAGGUAGCUAUACCGGCCUAAAGACAACUCAUAACUCUGAUUGGAAUUAACUAUCCCGACGUUGCGAACUAGCGUACAUCAACUGGUUUCAUACGUCACAAACAAUCCAACAAAUCUCAGUUAUUGUGAUCAUAAGUGCCUAACAGCCCAGCUGAUAUAUUGAGCUCGAGAGCUACGUUUUACCAUGUGUUUCUCACUAGUAACAUACAAAAUUACAAAUGAGUGUGUUUAUACAUAAGUGCAAAUCAUCAAACUAUGCAAGUAACACUCUAACAAACUUAUAUAACCACCUCAAUCUAGCAAACCACCAAUGAUAGGAUAAACCAAUACUUUUUUCUAGGAUGAAGAAUCUAAUGCUCACACCGUCACACGCCUUAUUCUUCUACAUAUACACACACAUGACACCCUCGUUAACUAUAGCACAAAAGAUCAUCUAUAUAUGCAAAUAACCACAAGCAUGACAAAGCUCAUCAUUAUCCUCGCUGCACAGAUCAUCCUCCUCGCCGCAGUUGCUUCCGCUGGACAUGUUGGAGACUUCGCAAGAACUACGUACCAAAAACAUCCCAUCAUCAAUAAAAAGGAAAAACUCACCCAUCUCCAUUUCUAUUGGCACGACUCCACCAAGGGUCGAAACCCAAGCUCUGUCAUGAUCCAACAGCCAUUGGACGCUCAUAAAGGGUUAUCAUUCAAGUCAAUCUCUUGUCUUUCAACGGACGACCCAUUAACAACAGAUGUGCCAAGGAACUCGACAGUGGUGGGACAUGCCCAAGGGAUCUACGCCGGAGCGUCCCGGGGAGAGAUUGGCUACUUGAUGGUUCUGAGUUUUGCGUUCAAGACAGGGAAGUACAAUGGGAGUACGAUCUCAGUUCUUGGUCGAAACAUAGUGUUCUCAAAAGUUAGGGAAAUGCCGGUGGUGGGAGGAAGUGGAAUGUUCCGGUUUGCUAGUGGUUAUGUUGAGGCUCGAACCAAGUCGUUCGAAUACAAGACCGGUGAGGCCACAGUUGAGUACAACUGUUAUGUCGUGCAUUACUAAUAUAAUUAUGGCUGCAUUGUUAAUUAUGAUUUCAUAAAGUAACAGUUGGAUUAAACGAGUGUUGUUGUUUGGGUUUGUUGCAUGUCCGGUUGUAUGGUCUGAUCGUUGCGAUGUGAGGGUUGUUAUUGUCUUUUUAAUAAAACGUAAUUAGUAAAACAUUGUAAUGGUUUGAUUUCAUCUACAAAACGAAUAAAUGUCACUGUUUCUGCAUGAAACAUACUACCAUUUGGUCAAAAUAAGUGGCAAAAAGGCCUAUACUCCAUGUUAAAAAAUGAUUUGAAAAUCAUCAGUGUAUUUGUGAUUACAUUACUUGAGUUUGCGAUAAUAAACAAAUAGAAUGAUUAGCCCAAUCACUAGCCAAUUUUAUCAAAUAGAAUUAUGAUAAAUCACUUUUUUUUCUACGAAGACUAGCUAUCUAGUUAUGUUCUUUUGAGGAAACGAAUAAGGCAGCAGCUCCGUUAAUAUCAUAUAAAAUGAAAAUUUUGGUUCACCGUAUAUGCAAAUCAAAAUAGAUGCACCACCUCGGCAAAUUGUAUUGAAAAUGUGUAUAUAUCUUGUAAACUCUUUAUAAUAUCAAUAUAUUUGAUGUGUCGGAAACGAUGUUAAAAUAGUUGUUUUUAGGGGAAAUACAUAGAUUUUUUGAGAAAUUAAUUGGAAAAAAUAUAUACAGUAUAUAUAAGGGAUGUCACCAUUCCAUUUUUCUUACGCACUGGUAUUUCUUUCCUCUCUUUUGUUUUGUUUUUUUUCCUCUCUUUUGUUGUUGGUAAUUGUAUAUAAUUUAUACGAUAUGCUUUUGUUUUCAUUUUUAUAUUGUUGCAAAACAAUAUUUAGUACUGUUUCAUAAUACUUGAUGUUUUGUAGUAGUGCACAAAGAUUAAAAUAAUUAUAUUUUUCUAAAAAGGUAUUUUAAAGCUAUAAUUUU